CUCCCCGCGCAGGUCCCGGCCGCCGCCGCACCUCCUCCGGCUCUGCAGUGGCGGUGGGGAGGCGAGUCGGAGCGCCAUCCGGGCCGGGGCCGGAGCGGAGCCGGGGUCUGGGCUGCAGCGGGGACCCUCGGAGGCGGGGCCAGUGGGACCGCGAUGGGCGUGGAGAUCGAGACCAUCUCCCCGGGAGACGGAAGGACAUUCCCCAAGAAGGGCCAGACGUGUGUGGUGCACUACACAGGAAUGCUCCAGAAUGGGAAGAAAUUCGAUUCAUCCAGAGACAGAAACAAACCUUUCAAGUUCAGAAUUGGCAAACAGGAAGUCAUCAAGGGUUUUGAAGAGGGUGCAGCCCAGAUGAGCUUGGGGCAGAGGGCGAAGCUGACCUGCACCCCUGAUGUGGCGUACGGAGCCACUGGCCACCCUGGCGUCAUCCCUCCCAAUGCCACCCUCAUCUUUGAUGUGGAGCUGCUCAACCUAGAGUGAAGGCAGGAAGGAACUGGCGGCGGCUGCAGAUGGCGGUUGCUCCCCUCCUAGCCCGCUCUGCCACUGGGACGGCUCCGCCCGCUCGGGGCUCUUGAUCAGUGCGUGCUCCCCUCACCGCCCCACGACACAAUCCAUUCUCUCUGCCCAGCUCGCUCUCUGUGUGUUGGUCACUGUUCACGUGCAUCUUUGCUUGAGGAAAUUUUGGUUGCGAUCGAAACAUUUCGGGUUGUGCAUCUUGCGUGUGCAUGUAGUAGCCAUUCCUGAUCGCCGAACACAGAUUUCUUGUUCGCACAAUCGACACUGCCUUACCUUCACUGAAGCCAGACACACGAGGUGCUCAGACACGAGACGUACGCACGAGGUGUGUGUGCACGGGGACUCGGGCCAGUUACCUUUGCGGCCACUUCCUCUCUCGGAAACCGUUGGCUGCUGACUUACGAAAUGUCCUCUUUGGAAAUGACACGUAAAAUAAAGGCUCUGUGCUUGAUGAG
Messenger RNA from Phyllostomus hastatus (greater spear-nosed bat), 971 nucleotides. It is a transcript of the gene FKBP1B, whose product is annotated as FKBP prolyl isomerase 1B. Gene Ontology annotation, biological process: regulation of cardiac muscle contraction by regulation of the release of sequestered calcium ion. The record is from RefSeq and is a predicted model, not a curated record. The transcript has 4 exons. Gene Ontology annotation, molecular function: peptidyl-prolyl cis-trans isomerase activity. Lineage: Eukaryota; Metazoa; Chordata; Mammalia; Chiroptera; Phyllostomidae. Gene Ontology annotation, cellular component: sarcoplasmic reticulum membrane. The coding region runs from base 154 to 480 and encodes 108 amino acids.